AUGGCAUACUUACGUCGCGCCAAAGAAGAUGUUCCUCGUCGAGUAGUAUUCGCAUUAGUUCUGGAAUCGCCAAUGCAGGGCAAAGCGAAUUAUAGAUACAAUGUGAAAGGGAAUGGACAGGCGGAAUUUCGUCGUGUCGGGAACGCUUCAUCAUAUGCAAAUGAGAACAGUCUGAGGCCGGUUGCGGCGAAACUUUGUUUGAGAAGUCUGUGGCGAGCGCCAGAGAAGUUUGAUCUUUUCAGGUUCCAUGAGGCUUCGUAG
This is a messenger RNA of Opisthorchis viverrini, 261 nucleotides long. RefSeq lists its product as hypothetical. The transcript has 2 exons. The record is from RefSeq and is a predicted model, not a curated record. Bases 1 to 261 code for a protein of 86 amino acids. NCBI's taxonomy places the organism in Eukaryota, Metazoa, Platyhelminthes, Trematoda, Opisthorchiida, Opisthorchiidae.